AUGUGGGCCUUAUCUCCCCUCCAGAGCCCGGGUGCCACGUGGCGGCUGCUGCUUGGCCCCCGGCCCCCUUAUCUGCCCCCGCCCCGGGCCGCAGGCACCGCCAUGGACCGCCAGCUGCUGCCCGUGCUGCUGCUGCUGCCGCUGCUCAGGGCCUCAGGCCCGCAGGGGCCGGAGUCAGGACCUGGGGGCCCCUUGGGGGAGCCCCUGGAGGAGGAGCUGCAGGAGGACGGGGUGCUGGUGUUGAGCCGGCACACCCUGGGCCCGGCCCUGCAGGCCCACCCCGCCCUGCUGGUGGAGUUCUAUGCCCCGUCGUGUGGGCAGUGCAAGGCCCUGGCCCCCGAGUACAGCAAGGCCGCCGCCCUGCUGGCUGCAGAGUCUGCCCGGGCCACCCUGGCCAAGGUGGACGGGCCCGCGGAGCCGGAGCUGACCCAGGAGUUUGGAGUGACCGGGUACCCCACGCUCAAGUUAUUCCGGGACGGGAACAGGACACACCCCGAGGAGUACACAGGCCCCCGAGAGGCCGAGAGCAUCGCUGAGUGGCUGAGACGGCGGGUGGGCCCCAGCGCCGCGCGGCUGCAGGAUGAGGAGGACGUGCAGGCGCUGAUGGAGACCCACGAAGUCGUCGCCAUCGGCUUCUUCCAGGACCUGCAAGACGAGGACGUGGCCACCUUCCUGGCACUGGCCAAGGAUGCCCUGGACCUGACCUUUGGCCUCACUGACCGGCCACAGCUCUUCCAGAAGUUUGGCCUCACGAAGGACACCGUGGUCGUUUUCAAGAAGUUUGACGAGGGCCGCGCUGACUUCCCGGUGGACGAGGAGCUUGGCCUGGACGCCGCCGAGCUGGCUCGCUUCCUCCUCACGCACAGCAUGCACCUGGUCACGGAGUUCAGCAGCCAGACGUCCCCCAGGAUCUUCGCUGCCGGGGUCCUCAACCACCUGCUGCUCUUCGUGAACCGGACGCUGGCCGAGCACGGGCAGCUCCUGGAGGCCUUCGGGGAGGCCGCCCCCCCAUUCCGGGGACAGGUGCUGUUUGUGGUGGUGGACGUGGGUGCGGACAACGGCCACGUGCUGCGGUACUUCGGCCUGAAGGCCCAGGAGGUGCCCACCCUCCGCUUCAUCAACAUCGAGACCACCAGGAAGUUCGCGCCCGAGGCCGGGGCGCCCGUCACCGCCGCCACCGUCACCGCCUUCUGCCGGGCGGUGCUCAGCGGGGAGGCGAAGCCCUAUCGCCUGAGUCAGGAGGUCCCGCCCGACUGGGACCAGCGGCCUGUCAAGACCCUCGUGGGCAGGAACUUCGAGCAGGUGGCGUUCGACGAAACCAAGAACGUGUUCGUCAAGUUCUACGCGCCCUGGUGCGCCCACUGCCGGGAGAUGGCCCCCGCCUGGGAGGCGCUGGCUGAGAAGUACCGGGACCGCGAGGAUCUCGUCAUCGCAGAGCUGGACGCCACCGCCAACGAGCUGGAGGCCUUUGCCGUGCACGGCUUCCCCACCCUCAAGUUCUUCCCGGCAGGGCCAGGCCGGAAGGUGAUCGAGUACAGAAGCGCCAGGGAUCUGGAGACCUUCUCCAAGUUCCUGGAUCAUGGGGGCGCGCUGCCCGUGGAGGAGCCAGGAGCCCCCUCCCCGGUGGGUGUCCCCGCGCCCCUGGUCCAGGUCCUCUCUAGAACCGGGGAUCAGGUGACGGCUGGUCUGUGGCCGACGGUGACGCUCUGAGCAGACCCUCCCGACCUUUCCAGGAGACGCCCCCCGACCCCACCGCGGGGCCCAGGGAGGAGCUGUAGCCCCGCCCCGCAGCCUGUCACCG
Molecule: messenger RNA, 1801 nt
Organism: Choloepus didactylus (southern two-toed sloth)
Lineage: Eukaryota; Metazoa; Chordata; Mammalia; Pilosa; Megalonychidae
Gene: PDIA2
Product: protein disulfide isomerase family A member 2
Exons: 10
Coding region: 1-1710 (569 amino acids)
Biological process (GO): response to endoplasmic reticulum stress; protein folding
Cellular component (GO): endoplasmic reticulum
Molecular function (GO): protein disulfide isomerase activity
Source: RefSeq, a predicted model, not a curated record